Messenger RNA from Scleropages formosus (Asian bonytongue), 2767 nucleotides. It is a transcript of the gene gabra6b, whose product is annotated as gamma-aminobutyric acid type A receptor subunit alpha6b. Lineage: Eukaryota; Metazoa; Chordata; Actinopteri; Osteoglossiformes; Osteoglossidae. Gene Ontology annotation, biological process: monoatomic ion transmembrane transport. Gene Ontology annotation, molecular function: GABA-A receptor activity; extracellular ligand-gated monoatomic ion channel activity. The record is from RefSeq and is a predicted model, not a curated record. Gene Ontology annotation, cellular component: membrane. The transcript is spliced from 10 exons. Bases 672 to 2063 code for a protein of 463 amino acids.
AAUAGGUGGCCACAUAUGUUAUCCUUGCUAAAUUAAAUUUAAAAAAAAAAAAACAGAUAAAAUCAGUGUGGCAGAAUACAAGAGGGAGCACAUGGAAACACAAAAGGUUAAGUGGAUCUGGGCAAGAUCACUCAACAGUAUGGAUCUUGAUCCUGUUUUAAACUUUAUUCUGAAUUAACAUCUGUGGAAUGCUCUCUGCCAGAGAAAUUGAGACCAUCUCUGUCGUAAUCUCCAGCAGCAGGACACCGUAGCCUUUUUUUUUUUUUUUUUUUCUCCAAAUCUCCUAACGGCUCCCUGCUAAUUCCCUGCCAAAACUAUCAGUGGAUUUCUUCCUCCUAAUCUCUCAUAAUGCCUUAUUCGAUUAUUGUCAAUGCUCUCCCUCCCUGCUCCUCCGUCUCUUAAAACUCUUUAGCUCCUUCAUUUCUGUUCCCUUUUUUUUUUUUUCUUUCUUUUUCUGAACACACUACUCGGUCAGACGAAGACCUACCGCACAGGGGAAGUCGAUGAGGACAGUUUUCCCAUGAUUUACUGUAAGCUUUAGAGCCGCAGUUCCACCCCACCCCCCCUCCAAGUAUGGAUCGUGCUCUUUAUUUCAGUUGACGACGCUUUUUUUUCAAAAAAAAAAAAAAAAGAAAAAAAAAACAUUAUUUAUUAUAGAAGCUCUGAAAGGCAUGGCUUUCCUCAUCACUUGGAUCUUACUCUCCUGGGUGGGCGAUGCGUGGGGGAGUCAGCAGGCAGAACCGCGCGUCUAUCUGGACAACAUAACGCGAAUCCUGGAUCGACUGCUGGACGGAUACGACAACCGGCUGCGACCUGGAUUCGGAGGUCCUGUUACUGAGGUCAAAACAGACAUCUUUGUCACCAGCUUCGGUCCCGUUUCAGAUGUUGAAAUGCAAUAUGGUUUUGGGGCAAGUGCAAAGAAAACCAGCAUAUUGCAGGAGUACACCAUGGAUGUGUUCUUCCGGCAAACGUGGAUCGAUGAGAGGCUGAAAUUCGAGGGGCCCACGGAGAUCCUUCGGUUAAACAAUCUCAUGGUCAGCAAGAUCUGGACGCCAGACACCUUUUUCCGGAAUGGGAAGAGGUCCAUCUCGCACAACAUGACCACUCCUAACAAGCUGUUCCGCAUCAUGCAGAAUGGAACAGUGCUCUAUACCAUGAGACUAACCAUUAAUGCAGAAUGCCCAAUGAGGCUCAUGAACUUUCCAAUGGAUGGACACGCUUGUCCACUCAAGUUCGGCAGCUACGCCUACCCCAUCAGUGAAAUUAUUUAUACGUGGAAGAAGGGGCCGCUGCUAUCAGUCGAAGUACCGCAGGAGUCAUCAAGUUUGCUGCAGUAUGACCUAAUAGGGCAGACGGUAUCAAGCGAAAGGUUGAAGUCCAACACAGGUGAAUACGUAAUUAUGACAGUUUACUUCCACCUGCAGAGGAAGAUGGGCUUCUUCUUGAUUCAGACAUACAUUCCGUGCAUAAUGACCGUAAUACUUUCUCAGGUGUCUUUUUGGAUCAAUAAGGAAUCAGUUCCUGCUAGAACUGUAUUUGGUAUUACCACUGUGCUCACGAUGACCACUCUGAGUAUAAGUGCGCGGCACUCGCUGCCCAAAGUGUCGUACGCUACGGCGAUGGACUGGUUCAUCGCUGUGUGCUUCGCCUUUGUCUUCUCAGCGCUCAUCGAAUUUGCCGCUGUCAACUACUUUUCCACGUUGCAGGCCAACCGGGAGAUGCGCAAGGCAGCGGCACUGAAGGCGGCCGCCCAAGAGGCAGCCGGUGCUGAGAGCGACGAGGAGGUGCUCUCUCCCGAGUUGGAUGGUGGCGGCACCCUGAAGAAAAGGACAAACACGGUGGGCCGCAGUGAGCCGUCAGCAGAGCCGCUCGCUCCCGGCCCGGCGCCAACCUUCCUCCAGCAGGGCACGGCUGUGCCAGCCAACAACGUGCUGACGGGCACAAGCAUCAUUGACAAGUAUGCACGCAUCCUCUUUCCCCUGUCAUUUGGAGCCUUCAAUCUGGUCUACUGGAUUGUUUAUCUCACAAAGGACACCAUGGAGCUCUCCAGGGACAAGCAGUGACCCCCCCCCCCCCCAGACCCCCUGCCAAUAGGUAUCCCCGCACACAAAGAGUGUUUGCAGCUUCGAGAAACGGCGGACAAUUGACGGAUAGCGGAAGCACAGCUGGGUCUUCGCUGCUGCCUCUGCUUGUUGCACUUAAACUUUCUGUCUUAUGGCUGGGAAAGGAGCAGGAGCACUUGGGUCGAUGGUGGGGCGAGCGCACUCCUCGGACCAGGGAUCUCCGUUCCCUCCUUUCCCUCUUCUCCGCUGACUUGCGGUUUAAGGGAAAUGCAUGUUCCCAGAGUUUACACUCAACCCCUCCCAUGCCUGGAAAAAUACACGUUCGAGCUCUGUAACCUUCAUUUGACGUACGUCUAGUUUCCUGAACGACUCUGCGGCUCGUGGGCCGGCGGACGGGCGAGCUGAUCAGCAGCUGCGACCCGAGACAUGGACACACACACACACACGAACACUAUUGUGAAUAGCCCCCUGGGGGACCCCCGUUACCCUCCUCCCCAGCAUGCACCAUGCUUCUCACGAGUCUCCGUGUCCUCCUUUUUUUUUCUCGUUUUGCUUUAAUUGGCUUGAUUUUUUUUAAAACCGUUGCAGGUACACACACAUUCAGCUGGCACAGCGACCGCUGUUUGCACACACACUCGAAAAGUUGCGAAUCUGCCAUUUAAACCAGUAGAAUAAAGAUGACUUAACGUCCAGCCAUGAUGUUU